This is a messenger RNA of Elephantulus edwardii (Cape elephant shrew), 1743 nucleotides long. RefSeq names its product protein O-linked mannose N-acetylglucosaminyltransferase 2 (beta 1,4-) (gene POMGNT2). Lineage: Eukaryota; Metazoa; Chordata; Mammalia; Macroscelidea; Macroscelididae. The coding region runs from base 1 to 1743 and encodes 580 amino acids. Gene Ontology annotation, molecular function: protein O-acetylglucosaminyltransferase activity; protein binding. The transcript has a single exon. Gene Ontology annotation, cellular component: endoplasmic reticulum. Gene Ontology annotation, biological process: protein O-linked glycosylation via mannose. The record is from RefSeq and is a predicted model, not a curated record.
AUGCACCUGUCAGCGGUGUUGAACGCGCUCCUGGUGUCGGUGCUGGCGGCCGUGCUGUGGAAGCAUGUGCGCCUGCGCGAGCACGCGUCCUCGCUGGAGGAGGAGCUGGCGCUGAGCCGCCAGGCGGCCGAGGCGGGGCCGGCGCUGCGCAUCGACUACCCGCAGGCGCUGCAGGUGCUGAGCGAGGGUGGCACGCACAUGGUGUGCACGGGGCGCACGCACACCGACCGCGUGUGCCGCUUCCAGUGGCUGUGCUACUCCAACGAGGCCGACGAGUUCAUCUUCUUCCACGGCAACGCCUCGGCCAUGCUGCCCAACCUGGGCUCGCGGCGCUUCCAGCCGGCGCUGCUCGACCUGUCCACGGUGGAGGACCACAACACGCAGUACUUCAACUUCGUGGAGCUGCCCGCAGCCGCGCUGCGCUUCAUGCCCAAGCCGGUGUUCGUGCCCGACGUGGCCCUGAUCGCCAACCGCUUCAACCCGGACAACCUGAUGCACGUCUUCCACGAUGACCUGCUGCCCCUCUACUACACGCUGCGCCAGUUCCCGGGCCUGGCACAGGAGGCCCGCCUGUUCUUCAUGGAGGGCUGGCCCGAGGGCGCGCACUUCGACCUCUACAAGCUGCUCAGCCCCAAGCAGCCGCUGCUCAAGGCGCAGCUCAAGACCUUCGGCCGGCUGCUGUGCUUUUCCCACGCCUUCGUGGGCCUGUCCAAGGUCACCACCUGGUACCAGUACGGCUUCGUCCAGCCCCAGGGCCCCAAGGCCAACAUCCUCGUCUCCGGCACGGAGAUCCGGCAGUUUGCCCAGUUCAUGGCCGAGAAGCUGAACGUGAGCAGUUCGGGGCCCCCCUUGGGCGAGGAGUACAUCCUGGUCUUCAGCCGCACCUUGAACAGACUCAUCCUGAAUGAGGCCGAGCUGCUGCUGGCGCUGGCGCAGGAGUUCCAGAUGAAGACGGUGACAGUGUCCCUGGAGGACCACGCGUUCGCGGACGUGGUCCGCCUGGUCAGCAAUGCCUCCAUGCUGGUCAGCAUGCACGGGGCCCAGCUGGUCACUGCCCUCUUCCUGCCCCGCGGGGCCACGGUGGUGGAGCUCUUCCCCUACGCCGUCAAUCCCGACCACUACACCCCGUAUAAGACGCUGGCCACGCUGCCCGGCAUGGACCUCCAGUAUGUCGCCUGGAGGAACACAGUGCCCGAGAACACGGUCACACAUCCCGAGCGGCCCUGGGACCAGGGGGGCAUCACCCACCUGGACCGGGCCGAGCAGGCGCGCAUCCUGCAGAGCCGGGAAGUGCCCCGCCACCUCUGUUGCCGAAACCCCGAGUGGCUCUUCAGAAUCUACCAGGACACCAGAGUGGACAUCCCGUCCCUCAUCCAGACCAUUCGGCGGGUGGUGAAGGGCCGGCCGGGGCCGCGGAAGCAGAAGUGGACGGUCGGCCUGUAUCCGGGGAAGGUGCGGGACGCGAGGUGCCAGACGUCGGUGCAGGGCGCGUCCGAGGCCCGCCUCACCGUGUCCUGGCAGAUCCCGUGGAACCUCAAGUACCUGAAGGUGCGGGAGGUGAAGUACGAGGUGUGGCUGCAGGAACAGGGGGAGAACACCUACGUGCCUUACAUCCUGGCCCUGCAGAACCACACGUUCACGGAAAACAUCAAGCCCUUCACCACCUACCUGGUGUGGGUGCGCUGCAUCUUCAACAAGAUCCUCCUGGGACCCUUUGCAGAUGUGCUGGUGUGCACCACGUAG